AAGAACGUUCUCGGUGCGUUGGGUCACGUGGGGACUGUGAGACGAUGGGCGUGGUUUUGUCUCGUGGAGUCAUUGUUCAGCCAUCAGGUCGUCGGAUCCAGAGUCUACCCCGAAUUAUUGAUUUUUAUUGUUUUAGUCAUGGAUAUCAACAAGCCCAGAACCAUCAGCCAGAGUGUAUCUUCAUUCAAGCUGCCUAAUGGAUACGUCCUGCCUGAGGGUAGACUGACCCCUAACACCCUGUUUGUGGGUGGAAUCGACAUGAAGGUGGAGGAAAAUGAAAUGUGGGACUUCUUUACAAGAUAUGGCAACGUCAAGGAAGUAAAAAUCAUUACAUACCGGGGAGGGGUGUGCAAAGGCUACGGCUUUGUGUACUUUAAUGAAGAUGUCAACAUUCAGUCAAUCAUUGAGCAACAGAUCAUUUUUAAGGGGCGCAAACUCAAGCUGGGACCUGCAAUCAUGAAGCAACGGAUCCCAAGAUCCAUACCCACCCGCCUGGUUGGACCUACUCCUUGGAUAAGUCCUAACCAUUAUAUCUGCUGUGGGUGCUGCUCACCUGUGGGAGGAGGGCUUCCACAGCCUGCACCUGUCUUCAGCGGAGGCAGCCCCUAUAAUCAGGUGGAUUUCCCAUGUCUGCCUUUCUCCUACAGCAGCUUCGGCGAAGUGAUGCUUCCACAGAUACCGAUGAGCUACACACAGAGUCCCUACCCCUAUCAGUACACCCCAGCUCCCUGGACCCCGGACCAAAGGACUCAACCUUUCCAUCAGAGCUUUGUGGACUCUGGAGUCCAGACUAUGCUGAAUGUGCUGUAGUCAAAGGCCACAGAACAUCCUACAAGAUGCAGGCCGCAGCAGCUUCAACAAGUCAGGAUGCAGACGAGGUGACAUCUAAGCCCCGUCUACGUCUGAAAGCAUCCAGACGCCGCGGCUUGUUUUCACAACGCCCUCGCCUCAAGUUUUUCAGAGCCGUUUUAACACCGGACUGCACGAGCUUUCCUCUUAAACUGAACCACUGUGACCCCAGCGACUUCACCGCAGAUCAGCGAGGUCGACCUGUGGUUGGCUGCUUUUAAUUCACCCAGACCACAGACACUUUUAGAAAGAACGAGAAGAGCACGCUCAGUAGGCCAGCCGCUUCAUACGAUCACUUUUUUUUUUCUUCUAUAGUCUUAAACAAAAAAAAAAAAAAAAAAAGGAAAGUCUUUUAAUCGCACUUUUUGUGUUUAUGGUAUUUAUGUGUUUACAUUUUGUCUAUUAUUUAUUGGCCUUAUUUAGUCUGUUAGAAGGGCUCUCUCUACAUAGGAAAAAGUAGAUUUGUACAUCCUAAUUGUUUCCUACUCUGGAUUUUUCUUUUAGGUCUGAUUCUUCCCUGAUUAAGAUCUUAACUUUUCUCACAGCAGAAGAUCACUGCUGAGCACUGGGGGUGUAUUGCGUUCCCAUUUCAUUUCACUGGGUGUCACUGUAGCAAAUGGAAAGGCAGCUUUGACCUCGCACCUCAUGGUUUUUCUUUUUGUCUAAAUGUUUUGUCACUUGCUUCCAGAAGUUCUGUGGAGGAAAAUCACAGCAUCAAUUCACUUUGACUCAUUAUUAAACUUGCGUUAGGAUGGAAAGGAGAAAAAUGAUGUUUAAAAAA
Messenger RNA from Fundulus heteroclitus (mummichog), 1630 nucleotides. It is a transcript of the gene dazl, whose product is annotated as deleted in azoospermia-like. The coding region runs from base 139 to 810 and encodes 223 amino acids. Gene Ontology annotation, molecular function: RNA binding. NCBI's taxonomy places the organism in Eukaryota, Metazoa, Chordata, Actinopteri, Cyprinodontiformes, Fundulidae. The transcript has 10 exons. The record is from RefSeq and is a predicted model, not a curated record.